Messenger RNA from Dermatophagoides farinae (American house dust mite), 958 nucleotides. RefSeq names its product max-like protein X. Lineage: Eukaryota; Metazoa; Arthropoda; Arachnida; Sarcoptiformes; Pyroglyphidae. Gene Ontology annotation, molecular function: protein dimerization activity; DNA-binding transcription factor activity, RNA polymerase II-specific; RNA polymerase II cis-regulatory region sequence-specific DNA binding. The record is from RefSeq and is a predicted model, not a curated record. Gene Ontology annotation, biological process: regulation of transcription by RNA polymerase II. Gene Ontology annotation, cellular component: nucleus.
ACAUUCGAUAUAUCAAUCAUUAGUUCAUCAAAAUUUGGUGAAAAAAAAAAAAUGCAUUCACAUAUUCAAUUUGAAUGGCUCAUAUUAUAGAAUCCAACAAUGUAUGAAAUGUCACAAAUCACAAACAACAAUAAUAAUAAUCAUCAUAAUAAUGAUCUAACAUCUAUGGACACAAGCGAUGAUGAUGAUAGUGAUCAAAAAUCCAACAAUAACAAUAGCUAUAAAGAACGUCGACGUGAAGCACAUACACAAGCGGAACAAAAACGUCGUGAUGCAAUAAAAAAAGGUUAUGAAGAUCUACAAUUAUUGGUACCAUCGUGUACACAACAGGAUGCUGUCUCUUCAUACAAAUUGAGUAAAGCGGCAAUUCUACAACGAAGUAUCGAAUAUAUUCAAACAUUACAACAACAGAAACAUAAACGUGAAAAAGAACUUCAAACAUUGCGAAAAGAAGUUCUUGGAUUGGAGAUAAUGCGAAAUAAUUAUGAACAAAUGGUUCAUCAACAGCAGCAGCAGCAACAACAACAACAACAAAGGCGACAACAACAAACUUCACAACAAUCAUCACAGAUUUCAUCAGAUUUAAUGAAUUAUAAUAAUAAUGAACAUCAAAUGAUAUCGGAUGAAAUGAAAUUUGAAAUAUUCAAAACAUUAUGUGAUGGACUUUUCUUAUCAUUCGAUGAUUCAGUAAAUGUUGGUAGCUUUAAUCAAUUAUCUGCAUGUACAUUCCGUUGGUUAGAGGAUCAAUGUCAACCUAGGAAUCUACGACAAAUAAUGGUACAGAUAUUGGAACAGCUUAAAACACAAAUUGCAUGAUGUGAUUGCAUUUAAUUUUCUAAUAAUAAUAAUUUUGAUUUAUAUUAAUUCUGAAUUCUGAAUUUUCAUGAUUCUCUCUAUUUUUUUGUGAUAAAGAAUUUUGUUUUGUUCUCAUUUCUAAAUAAAUUUGUUAUUUCUAUUG